ACAUGUAGAACUACUGAAGAACUACUGAAGAACUCCUGAACUACUGAACUACUGAAGAACUACUGAAGAACUGCAGAAUAGCUCAAUGGCACAUGCACAAGCUCGCAGAUCUAUCGCUGAAACUAAAAGAUAAGCUGCAACCGCCUCCCAUCAACUACGCUACAAAACCGUCCGCCUACCAGACAUCUCAUGCUGAAGCUACCUGUCUCUCCCCCUGCUCGAGCUCAAAUUCAGUCUUUGUGCCUAUUGGCAAGCCAGACGUAGCAAAGUACAAAACCCAGAGUCAUCCAUGCUUGCCAAAAUCCAUCGCUCCAGCCAAUCAAUCCGGCAAACCCAUCCCAACCAACAAGUUCUAUAGCAACCUGUACUUCGGGAGUCAGCGUCAAGCUGCCUAUGUUCUGCCAUACACCAUGAACUAUAACGGAAGUGGGGUGGAUAUUGGUCACACCAAUGCUACUCAGCUCUGCUUCGGCCCCGAUCCUGGCGCAAAGACUGCGCAGUACUGCUUCGCGCCAGUUGGUAUUGUGUCGCUGGCAAUCGAUUCUGUAGAAUCAACAAAGCUGCGGCUCAGCAACGCAGAUCAGUUCAGCAUCCAUCUUCAUUUAGAAUCUGGACCUCGGUCCAUUGAAAUGCCCUUGGUGACGGGCAUGGCUUUUGUUUCAGCCAGAUACCUUGCCCUUACGCCAGUCCUGCGCUCCAAAGUGCAAUUUCGCUCAGUGAUCGAACAGCCUGCAGCACACUGCCAAAAAUGGCACCUCGUACUCGAGGACGGUGAGCUCUGGAUUGCCUAUUGGUUCGGCCCACGCAUCUCUUUUCAGCAGAUGGCGUCUGAUUGCCUACAGGCCUCUUCACAGGUCUCGGGACUUCUUCAAGUGGCAAAAGUCAGGUCGCCUGCUGCUGAAGCAGUCUUGGAUCAAUCCGCAGGCACCGUUGUGGAGAGCAUCAUCCUAGCAGGGACUGCUGGAGAAGCUCAUGGAAGCUACACGAUGACAUUUGUCAAAACAGGAGCAGCAUCACCGGCCAUGUAUGCGCUGCCGCACCAUGUAGCUUCUUUUGAUGCUCAGACUUCAAGUUGUAUCGGAGAAGCGACACUGGAUUCUCAAGUCAACGGACCCAUGACCCUCGUCCAAGCUGAAUCGUGGACAAUGCACGAGGCAUUACCAGCUGGAGCGCAACUUGCCCUGAUGCCCGAAAUUCGACAACAAGACUUGGCAGCAGUCUCUCAAGCCAUCGGUCAAGACUGUCAGCAAGAUUUUGAUGCUGGCUGCCGUGCAGACUCGAUGUAUUUUGGCGGCAAGGCACUUGCGAAGCUUGCACAAGUCACUCUGCUCGCGACACAGCUCAAUCAUGCAGCAGCUUCGCAUCUGAUGCAAAAUUUUGAGCGAAACUUGUUGAUCUAUGUUGACAACCAACAGCAAUUCCCGCUUGUCUAUGACAACACCUGGGGCGGCUUGGUCUCUUGCCAAGGAUUUCAAAAGGAUCCCAUGGCAGAUUUCGGUAAUACCUGGUACAACGACCACAUGUUUCACUCUAGCUACCACGUCUUUGCAGCAGCAGUCUUUUUGAUUCUCUCGCCAGAUUCACCGCAUGCUGGACGCAUACGUGCCUAUGCAGAGAUUUUACUGCAGGAUUUCAUGAACCCAGUGGAGACGGCUGUAUUUCCUGCCUUUCGCAAUUUCGACUGGUUUGUGGGCCAUUCCUGGGCCAAGGGCCUGUUUGAGUCGGCGGACGGCAAGGAUGAGGAGAGUUCGUCGGAGGAUGCCUUUGCGACGUUUGCAGCAUACUUGUAUGGCAUGGCAGCAGGCUUGCCGAACCUCGCUUCACUUGCUCGGCUCAUGCUGGCUGUGCAAAAGCGAAGCAUGAACCUGUACAUGCUGUUUCAGAAGGAUAACAGCGUGAUGCCAAGGCAAAUCAUUGGCAACAAGGUGAGUGGCAUUCGCUUUCAAAACAAGGUGGACUAUGCCACGUAUUUUGGGGCGAAUCGAGAGUACAUUCAUGGCAUUCACAUGAUUCCACUCUCUCCCAUCUCCGCCUUCAUACGGCCACGAAGAUUCGUCGAGGAAGAAUGGAGCGAGCGGGUGCAGGCAGUGAGCGGAUGCGCUGGUGGGUGGCGCGGUAUCAUAUGGGCCAAUUAUGCGUUGGUUGAUGCUGAAGCUGCAUGGCAGUUUUUCACCUGUGGAUUCGACAGACAAUAUCUGGAUGAUGGAGCCAGUCUCUCCUGGUACCUGGCAUUUGUAUCUAGCUUGCGUAGCCCGUAGCCCUAUCACCUCGACGGUCUUGCUUGCUCCAUCUCGUCGCCCAAAUGCA
Protomyces lactucae-debilis is the source of this 2307-nucleotide messenger RNA. Its product is annotated as endo-1,3(4)-beta-glucanase. The record is from RefSeq and is a predicted model, not a curated record. The coding region runs from base 93 to 2258 and encodes 721 amino acids. The transcript has a single exon. Gene Ontology annotation, molecular function: glucan endo-1,3-beta-D-glucosidase activity; endo-1,3(4)-beta-glucanase activity. NCBI's taxonomy places the organism in Eukaryota, Fungi, Ascomycota, Taphrinomycetes, Taphrinales, Protomycetaceae. Gene Ontology annotation, cellular component: cell surface.